AUGGUGCAUCCUGAAGAAAGGAGCUCCAGAACAGCUCGCUCAGAGGAAGACCGAGACUCACUGUGGGAUGCCUGGGGCUCGUGGAGCGAAUGUUCACGUACUUGUGGAGGAGGGGCUUCAUAUUCACUGAGACGCUGCCUGAGCAGCAAGACCUGUGAAGGGCGAAACAUCCGGUACAGGACAUGCAGCAAUGUGGACUGUCCACCAGAAGCAGGUGAUUUUCGUGCCCAGCAGUGCUCUGCUCACAAUGACGUCAAGUACCAGGGACAGUUUUAUGAAUGGCUUCCUGUCUCUAAUGACCCCGACAACCCAUGCUCACUGAAGUGCCAGGCCAGAGGAGCAGCUCUGGUUGUAGAGCUGGCACCAAAGGUUCUGGAUGGGACCCGAUGCUACACUGAAUCACUGGACAUGUGCAUCAGUGGCUUUUGCCAG
Molecule: messenger RNA, 432 nt
Organism: Nestor notabilis (Kea)
Lineage: Eukaryota; Metazoa; Chordata; Aves; Psittaciformes; Psittacidae
Product: ADAMTS-like protein 1
Exons: 4
Biological process (GO): extracellular matrix organization
Cellular component (GO): extracellular matrix
Molecular function (GO): metalloendopeptidase activity
Source: RefSeq, a predicted model, not a curated record